GGUUAUAAAUGGCUGUGUCUAUUGUUGUUGUGGGGUCUGCGUGAAUUCUUUAACCUUUUCUCCGUUUGGGGUAGGAAGUGGGUUGUACAGGAUGGGUGUUUGAGUCAGGUUAUGGUGCGGCGUGGGGGGGAAUGGGGGGCUGUAUGGCUGCUGCUGCUGCUGCUGCUGCUGCUGCUGCUUCUGCUUCUUCUGCUGCUACUUCUGCUGCUUCUUCUUCUUCUUCUUCUUCUGCUGCUGCUGCUUCUGCUUCUGCUGCUUCUGCUGCUGCUGCUGCUGCUGGAGAUCUGUUAUUGGAGGCAAUAAGAGUGUCCUCCAAUGCAGGCCUGCUGAUUAGAUGGCUCCAAUGCUCCUCGGAGUGUCUCCCUGGCUCAGUGGGUGGUGGGAACCAACAGUCUGCAACGUUCAAUCGUAAUGAGUAUGAUGUUCUGCUAGGCAUUCCGUGGCAGGCGGCGGUCGGAGCGCGAAUGCACUUUGACAGGUUCAAAGUGGCCUUGGAGAAAAGCGAGUUCUUCUUGUCGGAGAUCUUAUUCGUGGGGUAUAUCGUCACGGUCGACGGACUAAAAACAGAUCCGAGGAAGGUGGCAGCAGUUCAAGACGCCCCGGCGCCGGUCACACUCACCCAGGUUCGGGCUUUUCUAGGGCUGGCAUCCUAUUACCGAUGCUUCAUCAAGGGGUUCGCCGGCAUAGCGAAGGCCCUCACGAACCUGCUGAAGAAAGAGGAACAGCUUAUCUGGACGUCGAAAUGCAAAGCGGCGUUUCAGGCAUUGAAGGAGGCUCUGACAUCUGCUCCUGUGUUGGCACGCCCCGACCCGACAAGACCAUUCGCACUGUACACAGACUGGCAGCCUCAGGCGAUAUCGGCGGUGCUGACUCAGCACGACAAGGACGGAAGGGAGCACGUCAUUGAGUAUGCAUCCAAGACGCUGAGCCAGGCGCAGGCUAAUUACGAAGCGUGCAAAGGCGACUCGUUGUCAGAACUCACCAAAGCCGAACGGCGGAGAGUCACGGAGCGGGCGCAGGACUACCGCUGGCAGGGCCCGACGUUACAAAAACGGAAGGUCGAUGAAGACGGAGAGUCUAGCUGGUUGACGGUUCCACACCCUUUUGCUAGGUUCGAUUGGACACGAGCUGCUCAUCAGGAGGAUGCGGUCCAUUUCGCGGUCAAGUACACGGAAAAAGCCAUCGAAAAGAUUGGAUGGUACUGGUCGGGAAUUCGGGAAGAUGUGAAAUACAUCGUUCAGAAUUGCCCGGCCUGCGCGGCGGACAAGGCGUCGGUACAGAUGCCUCGGAUGAUGGUGCCCACUCGUGUAGAGCGCCCCUUUCAGAGGGUUAGCAUCGAUACGACGGAUAUCAACGUUCCGAGAGGGCCCGUCAAUCAGGGAGAGCUCAAUGUUCUUUUAGUGGUCGUCGAUCAUUUUUCAAAAUGGAUCGAGGCGUACCCUAUGACCAGUCGGAAUUCGCAAGAAGUAGCCUGGUACGUAAAUCGAUUUUUGUGCAUGCAUCUAGACGUAGAAGAGGUACACAUGGACAAUGGGUCGGAAUUUCAAGGCGAAGUAGAACGUCACCUAGUCAGGGCGGACGUUAAGAUUAUCUACUCACCGGGGCAUUGGCCUCAAGCCAAUGGCCUGGUAGAGAAUGCCAACCGACUGAUUAAGACGGCCCUCAGGCGGAACAUCACUGCGGGAGACACCCGACCCUGGCCGGUCAUUGUCGAUCACAUUUUGGCCGUUUAUCGGGCUACCCCACACGGUAGUACUGGGGUGUCCCCCUUUCAACUGAGAACCAAUAGUGUCCCUCGGGUGCAAUUGUCCACCUUAGUAGGGAGCAGGAUGAACCAUCGCCAGCCGGAGCAUGAGCCCCUCGAGCACUUCCAGACGCCGCUUGCAGAUUGCUUGUUGCGGCAUCGGUUUAAUGAGGAGAGGCAGUUGCGGUACGACAUCCAACAGGUGAACGUGCCAGCGCCCGGGGUUGCUGAUUUGACAGCGUACUCGUUGCUUUGCGAUCGGCUGAUAUAUGCGGGAGUGUACGUGGACGUGACGCAGUUGCCUGGACGGGAGACGACCCGAGUAUUCAUUGAGUUCUGUGCGCUCGAGGUGGCACCCAACUUCGUGCACAGCGUCGCCACCUUCAUCGGAGACUUGACGGUCCUACCGCGGCAGAAUCGGGAACCGGCACGCAGCUUUGUGCGCGAAUACGCGCUCACGGAGGGCCCUUACCCCAUGCGCGAGUUCUCGGAGUAUUUGGUGGAGCUAACUGACGUGGAGCCUCUGCCCUUCGGCGACGAAGACGCGUGGGAGUUGCACCGUGCGCUGUACAAGUCGGUGGCGCUGGGGAUGUUCCGGUUCUUCAUGGAUCACGAAGACCACGCUAUCGGGGAGCACUUCGUCGUUUACUACGUCAUCGCGCGGCCCAAGCCAGCGGAGAAGGAAGGGACGGUGGAGCUGUACCCCUUCGCCCAGCUCCAGACAAUCGAUCCGGGAUUGUUGGAGCUCAUACAUCUUGAGCUCCUCUCCAUUGCGCAAGUGAUCGCGAGCGAGGAGGAGGAGAUCCAACCACGAUUGCGAACGGCGACGGCCCUACGGAGAACGUACAACGCGGUCGUCAUUCCGGAUUACAUUGCGCAGCGCGUGGAGAGAUUGGAGGACUUCCCGGAGGAAAGGCCGUUGCGUCCUCCCUCGUCGUAUCCUCGACCAGCGCCACCGAAGGUCCCCAAAAAGACGCCGAAGAGGAAGAGAUGUCACCCGUCGCCAGGAGCGCAAGGCAGCAGGAUCGGCGGUGGCGAGGAGGUGAUUCAUCCCGUGCGUACGCGGAUUCCUGACCCUGUGCCUGGGAGCGUGGCGACGCUCGUUAAGGAGACUAUCGUGCCAUCACCGCCCAUUCCGCGUGUGCCCGAUCUCAAUCUUGAUGGAGUCGGGCCAUCAUCAUCAGCAGCAGCCGGAGGAGGAAGCCGAAUGGGAUCUCCGGAUCCCAUAUCCAGACCCCCCGUCCUCGCGGGACCUCUCCGUUCCCGCCAGCCACCCCGGGGUGCCCCGGUCAUUGACAUUAGUAGUUCAUCCGAGCCGGACGGUCCAUUCGACUGAGGUGGACUUCAUGGUGGAGCCCGCCACCAUCAGGCUCGAGGCCAUCGUGGGGGCGCCCCGCCUUGAUCCGGCGUGGGAGCCAUAUCUGACACCCCCUUUCCAAGGGUGUAUUGUGGCGGGAUUGGCUGGGGCGCUCGUCUACGAGACCGGGCAGCGUCUAAAUGCAAUGUACCACUUCCUGGUCUUCGCGGCGCAGAAGCGGGAGCAGCGGCCUUACACCGAGACUCAUAUGGUGAUGACGGGUCCAGGGCCCCGAUCGC
Messenger RNA from Chara braunii, 3340 nucleotides. Lineage: Eukaryota; Viridiplantae; Streptophyta; Charophyceae; Charales; Characeae. The record is from the annotation of a GenBank genome assembly.